UGAGACCAAGACCACGAGCAGAUCAGCAGACCCAGAACGCGAGAACCAAAGCUCCCACGCACGAUGCUGUCUCGCUUUCUGUCUGUUACUGCUCGCCGUCUCCGCACGCGCCACCCGACCCGCAGACUGCACGCCGGCGCGGGCGCCGUCGUCGCUCCUCCGGCUCCGGCUCAGGCGGCGCUGGUCCAGAGCGGGAUCCGGCCGGAGUCGCUGCCGCGGCACGUGGCGGUGGUGAUGGACGGGAACAGGCGAUGGGCGCAGGCGCGGGGGAUGCUGACGGCGGAGGGCCACGAGGCUGGCCGUCGUGCGCUGGAGCACACGAUAUGGCGCUCCCAUGCCUGGGGCAUCCGCGCGCUCACCGUGUUCGCAUUCUCCCAGGAGAACUUCGGCCGCCCCAAGAUGGAGGUCGACUACGUGAUGGGAUUGAUCGAGCGGACGAUCCGCGAUAACAUCGACGAGUACGCGAGGAACGGGAUCCGGAUGCAUGUCAUCGGCGACCCCUCAAGACGGCCGGCUUCUCUGCAGAACGCUGCUCGGGAAGCGGAGGAGAUGACGAGGAACAACUCGCAGCUCCACCUGAUGCUGGCGACCUGCUACAGCGGGCGAUGGGACAUCGUGCGAGCGUGCCGAGAGCUCGCCGGCGAAGUGCAGGGCAACCUCCUCAUGCCGGAGGACAUCGACGAGUCGUUGCUUGCUAGCAAGCUCGCGACAGGCGUCGCCGGAGAGUUCUCGUGCCCCGACCUGGUCAUCAGGACGAGCGGCGAGGUGAGGCUGAGCAACUUCUUGAUGUGGCAGUCCGCCUACUCUGAGCUCUACUUCACCGACACAUUGUGGCCGGAUUUUGGGGAGGCCGAGUACCUGCAGGCGUUGACCUCAUUCCAGAACAGAGAACGGCGGUUUGGUCAAAGAAAUGCUUGAGUUUCUCGCUAGCAGAUGCGGUACGCUGACAUGGAAAUUGUAGCUUUUUUCCCCAUGCAUAAAUGCUCAGUUGCUUGGAAUGAGAUAAUGAGUAGCAUUUUCUAUAACAAACUUGGCGUUGUUGUGUACAUAUUUGAUUUUGUUUUGCAUAAACAGUUCAUGAUUAGACUUAGAGCGUACAAUCCAUCCACAUUCGCGCUAGUUUUCUGGCCAUAACAGAUUUUAACAUCUCUUGCAUCGUCCGGGUGGAUACAGUUUCAGUCCAUGACCCAAGUUUUGAAUAUACGAUGGAAAUGUAUUCAUGAUUCAUGCAUUCUUCGCACGUCUUAAGGCCCAGUUUGACAAAGCUCCAAAUUUGAAAAAUGAGAUUUAGGCUUUGUUUACUUCAAAAAAAUUGCAAAAUAGGAAUAGUAGUACUUUCGUUUGUAUUUGACAUAUAUUGUUUAAUUAUGGAAUAACUAGGCUCAAAAGAUUCGUCUCGUCAA
This is a messenger RNA of Sorghum bicolor (sorghum), 1403 nucleotides long. RefSeq names its product isoprenyl transferase. Lineage: Eukaryota; Viridiplantae; Streptophyta; Magnoliopsida; Poales; Poaceae. Gene Ontology annotation, biological process: polyprenol biosynthetic process. The transcript is spliced from 3 exons. The coding region runs from base 64 to 918 and encodes 284 amino acids. The record is from RefSeq and is a predicted model, not a curated record.